Molecule: messenger RNA, 1096 nt
Organism: Micropterus dolomieu (smallmouth bass)
Lineage: Eukaryota; Metazoa; Chordata; Actinopteri; Centrarchiformes; Centrarchidae
Gene: smim15
Product: small integral membrane protein 15
Exons: 2
Coding region: 415-639 (74 amino acids)
Source: RefSeq, a predicted model, not a curated record
GCUUGUCCUCUGUAGUCACUAAUCAGUCAUUUUGGUCAGCUGUUUGGUUUACUGUGCUGCAGCCUGCAGCAGUUAGACAAUUAACCACAAACACAGUCUGAAAGACAAGAUCUCUCUCACACACACAGGCAUAUAUUCAUCUUAAUUUUAAAGGGUCGCUCCAUGGAUUUUGCACAGCUCAGUAUAAUUGUAUAUAGGCCUCUGCCAAGGGGGAGUAUUUAGUCUGUGAAAACACUAGUAGGCAUCUUCUGUGGCUUGGGAGGAGCUCCCUAUAAGUAGCCUAGCCUAUGUAUAGGCUACAGGUUAAAUCUGAGAAAACAGGGAUUUGGAUUCUGUUGGAUUGGGACAGUCAAAUUUGAAACAGAAACUCUGUUAGAAACUGGGUUUGAUUAAGCCUCAUCGUUGCUGACCAGAAUGAUUGACGUUCGGGAAUGGGCAGAGUAUGUGGUGGAGUGGGCUGCCAAAGACCCCUAUGGUUUCCUCACCACUGUCAUACUGGCUCUCACACCUCUCUUCAUUGCCAGCGCACUGCUGUCCUGGAAACUGGCCAAGAUGAUCGAGGCACGUGACCGGGAACAGAAGAAAAAGCAGAAGCGUCAGGAAAACAUAGCCAAGGCCAAGAGGACCAAGAAAGACUGAGCCUGUGAGGGUACAAUGAGGGCAUAAGAAAGGAGGAGCAACCUCCAUGCUCACAGCCCUCCUUACUCCAAAUAAUGACACAGUGCCCUUCCUUGUCCCAGCCCUACUGUCAGCACAGGGCCACUACGCCUCAUGUCCGGGGUAGGAGGAGGGACACUGGCUCCACAGUGCUGAGAUGGACAGUACUGCCCGGAGAAGGCUCGUCCCAGUGGGACUUCGGUCAGCAAGAGCACAGUGGUCAUCUGUAUGAUUUUUUUUCCUUAGUUUUUUUUUUUUUUUUAGAGAGGUCCGCUGAUAAUAUUGUGCAGCUGUUGCAACACCUUGCAUUCCAUUGUUAGCGUCCAUGUUCUGCUGAAUUGACGAUGUAACGAGCAAUCUGGAACUUUUUCCAAGUCACUUGCAAAAUAUCCUAAAUACUACUUUCUAAUCAAUAAAGUUUUCAUGGUUGAUAAGAAAA